Molecule: messenger RNA, 2225 nt
Organism: Limanda limanda (common dab)
Lineage: Eukaryota; Metazoa; Chordata; Actinopteri; Pleuronectiformes; Pleuronectidae
Exons: 14
Coding region: 1-939 (312 amino acids)
Source: RefSeq, a predicted model, not a curated record
AUGCUGGCAAGGGCUUCAUUUCAUUCAGCGUGGACUACGAUUGCUUCUUGGGAAAAUGGAGAAAAACCUAAGCUUUUGGAUGAAGUUAUCCAGCUGGACAACAACUCAGUUAUUACAAGGACAUGCAGGGAUUUCUUGAUAAAAGUCACCAUAGAUGAUGAUCAGGGUGUGAGAGAGUACUGGUUGAACUUUACCACUACUGAGAUUACUACGGAACCUGUUCUUCCAACACCAGGGAGCCAAGUCAAUAACACGGAAUUUUCUCAGGCGAAUACUGCGGAACCUGUUCCUCUAACAACAGGGAGCCUGACUGCUAUCAGUGUGGGGAUUACCGUUGGAGCGAUUGUGUUCUCUGUAAUCAUUGGGGUCUCUUUAUACCUCUGUUUGUCUAAGAGAAAGAAACAGAGCUUCCUAUGGCUUUGCAAUGCUCUCAAAAAGCGGUUCUCCACGGAGGCAGAGAGUUCAGAGCCAGGAGAAACUAGACACCUUUCAGAAGGGCAAGACACCUCAGCUACUGGGAAUCAACCAAAUGGUAUAAGCCUGGAGGAAGUCGUUGCCACUUAUCCAUCUGGCUGUGGGGAAAAUGGGGGGGCGAAAGACAACCCUCAUGGAUCUGUGCAUGAUAUCAGUGUUCGUCCUCGCUGUGACGCUGCCAACAUUAUGGCAAAGGAGGAAUUCCAGCCGACUGCAAAUGGACACCUAAACAACCCUGACGUCAACGGAGCCUCUCAUCAUGGAGACAUGAACAGUGUCAGGAACCUGAGAGAUGAUCCAGGCGGGAGCGAUGGAGAUGUGAGAGAGGAUUCUGACACAGAAGCUGAAGCCGAACCUCUGGUGAACAAGGGCGGCCAGAACCAAGACCAUGUCGGCAGGUGCUCUGCUACACCUGAACCUGACGUGGAGUCAAAGACCGGAGUGAAGAACUUUGGAGAUUAUUGAUAGAUACGACAACAACAGCUACUGGUUUAUCAGUAGUAGUUAUAAUAGUAAUAAUAAUAAUAAUAUUGAUAAUAAUAAUAUAUAUUAUAUAGACUAUAGAAUAUUUCUUACUUGAUCCUUUUGGGUGCAUUUUCUGACAUUUCCUUUCAGAUGAGCCUGACGUGCACAGUGUUGAGUCAUUAUUACAUCAGUUCAUCAUUCUGAUCACAGAAAACUUUGACAAUCCUGAUGGAAAACUGUGUCUAAAUUACUUUCAGUUGAACAUUGAGGCACAGGACGACCUACAGCACAACAUCGUAUGGCAAUAGUAAAUGUAAUGAUAAUAAAAGCUUAAUAGUCAGUUUAAUAAACACUUGAUGAAAGGGUGGGUGGACCACAUCAGAAAAUGUACUCAAAACACACCUGUGAGAUUACUUCAUUCAUUCUUAGUGUAUGAAGUGCAAUAUAAAUAACUAUUGUAUGACGUGUUAUAUAUUGUAUAAGGUGUUUCAAACAUUAUACAAUGCGGUGGAGGGGUUAUAAAAUCCAAUAGGUUUUAUUUUGGGACCUUUUGAAGGUCUUUAAGCUUUAUAAUCCUACAGAUCUCCCUAAAAUCCUUUGGGAUUAUGUGAGGAUGUUAACAUGUCAAGUCAGUACUUGGUGUGAUCUAGCUAAAGGAGAAUCUUCUUUUACUCCUUUUAUACAGUUUGUUUUGGUUUUGUUUUUUUGUUUUUAUCAGCUCAAUGAAAUCGAAUAAUAAUAUUAUAAUGUUGUUUUCUGGUGUUUGAUUGGUUCUUUAACCUGAUUUGCUUUUUAAAUUUUGCUUAGUAUAAGUUUUUUUUCUGUAUUAGUUACCGUGCUUGUAUUUGUGAUUGGACAUCUGAUUAUGAUUCAAUAUUUUACUCUUAUUUCCUAUGUAUACAAUAGCAUUGAUUUAGCUUUUAAAUGUAUCUGUUUCAUUAUGUAAUAACGGCAUUAUAUGUAAUAAAAAUAUGCCAUUUUGUCAUGAACUUUACACUGAUCUUAUGGCCCUUUUGUUUUACUUUGGUUUCUAAAUUACUGAAGGCAAAGCAGCACUUGAAGUAUCAGCUUUGAACCACAUGGGGGCAGUGAUUAGUCGUACAGUCCUACAACACUGAGCAACGUCAUCACACCUACUUAUGUUAAAUAAUCCAAAUGCAUAAUUAUUCCAGACUGCAAAAGCUUUCUCAAUUGUACCAAAAUUUGCAAAAACGCAUAUAGUUUCUUUACAUUCUGUAGUUUCAUAAUCAAACCAUGUGGCCAGAAUUAAACAUGCUUUGUAAUAA